Molecule: messenger RNA, 2922 nt
Organism: Petromyzon marinus (sea lamprey)
Lineage: Eukaryota; Metazoa; Chordata; Hyperoartia; Petromyzontiformes; Petromyzontidae
Gene: RBM17
Product: RNA binding motif protein 17
Biological process (GO): mRNA cis splicing, via spliceosome; alternative mRNA splicing, via spliceosome
Cellular component (GO): precatalytic spliceosome
Molecular function (GO): RNA binding
Source: RefSeq, a predicted model, not a curated record
AAUCCACGCUUCGUCCGCGCCAGUUUAAGUGUGGGGGUUCCGCUCGUGAAGAGUCGACUCGAGCUGACAGUCGCAGCGCCGCGGUGGGCGCAACGCGCGCGGCAGCAGCAACAGCGGCGGCGGCAGCGCGGCUUACCGCCCCCGGGCGAGCGGGAAGCGGCACGGGGAGGCGCUGAGCGAAGUGCGCGGGCUUGGAGCGAAGCGAGGAUUCGCCCGGGGCCUAGGCCAGGCUUCACCCAGCGAGGAGGGCGCGACGAUGUCGCUGUACGAUGAUCUUCGCGUGGAGAGGAGCGACUCCAAGACAGAGGGAUGGUCCAAGAACUUCAAGCUCCUGCAGUCGCAGCUGCAGGUUAAGAAGGCGGCGCUCACACAGGCCAAGAACCAGAGGGGCAAGCAGAGCACAGUGCUGGCACCUGUGGUUGACCUCAAGCGCAACUCGGGUCCAGAGGAGCGGACGAGUUUCCCUGAGCCGCCGCCGCCUCCGCCAGUCGCCACCACACCCAAGGUGGAGUCCGGCGCCGCACAGAUGGCCUUCAUGGGGGAGAUGCUGAUCCCCGUGGCGGAUGAGUACGACCCGAUGUACCCCAACGACUACGACAAGGUGGUGAAGCGGCAGCGGGAGGACCGACAACGUCAGCGUGAGCACGAGCGGCAGAAGGAGAUAGACGACAGGGAGAAGAGGCGGAAGGAGCGUCACGAGGCGAGCGGCAUGUCACGGCGACCCGAGUCGGACGACGAGGAGGAGUACGAGGUGGAGAAACGCAAACGAGGCACAAUGGGAGCUGCCAUCGCGCCACCAUCAUCGCUCAUGGAGAGGGACAAAGACUUGGCUCCUGACGAUGAGAUCAAACGCGGGCGGAUGUCGGGUAAAGCGGCCAUCCCUCCCCCCAACUACGAGGACUCGGGCGAGAGGCCGCGCUCCCCACCUGGUGGCUCCAGCUCCUUCAUCUCCAACAUGGGAGGCACGGUGGCGCACAAGAUCAUGCAGAAGUACGGCUUCCGCGAGGGGCAGGGCCUGGGCAAGCACGAGCAGGGCCUGAGCACGGCGCUGUCCGUCGAGAAGACGAGCAAGCGCGGCGGCAAGAUCGUCAUCGGAGACAACGUGCCCAAGGAGGCCGAAGCUGCGACGGUGGUGGCUGCUGCGGCGGCAGCGGCGGCAUCGGCGUCGCCAUCGCCAGCAUCGGCCAAAAAACAGGAGCCAAACCCCCUGACGGAGAUUCUGAAGAACCCGACCAAAGUGGUGCUGCUGCGGAACAUGGUUGGCCCCGGCGAGGUUGACGAGGACCUAGAGAGCGAGACCAAGGAGGAGUGCGAGAAGUACGGCAAGGUGAUCAAGUGUGUCAUCUUCGAGAUGCCGGGCGCCCCCGAGGAUGAUGCGGUGCGGAUUUUCCUCGAGUUUGAGCGGAUGGAGUCGGCGAUCAAAGCUGUCGUUGACCUGAACGGACGCUACUUUGGCGGUCGCAUCGUUAAAGCCGGCUUCUACAACCUCGACAAGUUCCGCCGUCUUGACCUGGCCACCUCAGUGUGACCCCACGCUCUCUCGACUCGGGAGACGAUCGCUCACGCACACACGCAGAGAAGUUGUUAUACCGUUUUUCCACUGCACAACCGAGCCACGCCAGGGCUGUGUCCCAGCUGAGUGCAGAAGCUGAGCUCUGCCACUGAUGUAGCACACAGUGAACUGUUCGAGACAGAUGUAGAUGUGGUGAUGCCCUUUCCUGACAGCAUACUGACGAACGUCUCAUGCAAUUAACUCAUCAUUAGCUCCUGCCACUGGCCCUGCUUGGGCACGAGCCAGAUUGGGAUAUCUAAUCGAGGCCAGCGUGUCAAAGUUUUUUUUUCCGGCGCAGGAUGGAAAACCAUUGGAAAAUCACCUGUGCUGGUUCAGUUCGGAUGUGCCAAUGAAAAAACUUAUAUACGGGGCCACAAUGUCGACACAAUUCACCCCCAACCCACACUCCUGCUCCACCACUACCUGGGUGAUUCGAUUAAAUGUCGUCAUUCAGAGGCACGAUCUGUUCCUCGGAUAACUUCAUUUUUUAUUCACAUUGCAAUAAACGGCAGCACCUUUUAGCGGCUGCAGGGGUGACAUGGGCUCAUCACACACUACAUCAUCUUCAGCAGCCAUAAGCUAACCGCUGCUGGAUGAAGGCCUCCCCACGCUCUUACCAUUUUUCAUGAUCAUGCAAUGUAAUAAUCCGUUUAGCUCCUGCACGCGAGCCAACGUCGUCGCUUUAUUUCUGCAAUACACAUCCUCUCGGGCAGGUUCCCUCCUUCACCUGCCACUCCGUUGUUACUCUCGACCACUGGCGUGGAAUUAAAUCCCUGGGUCGCGACGGACGAGAGCGGUCAUGCCGCGCGUAAUCCCCGCCCGCACCCACGUGUUUUCUCUGCGUCCGUGCGUGCGUACAUACGUGCGUGCGUACGUGCGUUUGUGAGAGAGACGUAACGUCGUUGACCUUGUGUACAGUUAACGCGUGCGUGCACAAACAAAAACGUCAACUGGUCACAGAAACGGCCACGGCUCCGGAAGGCCGCGUUUUUGUAAAAAAACAACAACUCCGUUUGCAAAUUCUCCUCUGUGCAAAACGGUGGUGCGUGAGAGGAGCGAGGUCACUCGGCAACUGCUGCAGUUCCACAGUCUCCCAGUUGAUGCGUUUAUUUUUUUAUUUAAACGAGCGUAUGCGUUUUUUUUCACUGUCAAAAAGGGUUUGUAAGCUACUCGGUGUUUGCGAGUGGAAAGCUUUUGAUCUUACGUCGAUUCGGGACUUGUCCGCGCGUCCAGGUUUCUUUACGUUUAUACCGGUGUUUUCUCAAGACACCACAGUGUAAAGUGCGGUCUCCGAAUGGCGAGACCGUUCGCCUGUCAGAGAGGAGAGGCAUUGUUCAAAUCGUCCUUCAAUAUAUUUUCUUUUAAAUAUU